Coregonus sp. 'balchen' is the source of this 7390-nucleotide messenger RNA. Lineage: Eukaryota; Metazoa; Chordata; Actinopteri; Salmoniformes; Salmonidae. The record is from the annotation of a GenBank genome assembly.
AUGAAAUAUAGUUUUCGCUUUCUCACCUCCCCUCGCCUUUCCUCCCUCCCUUUCUCCCCCACACUUAUGCAUUCACACACAUACGCGACCCCCUCCCCCUUUUCAUCAUUUCCCAUCUCCCUCUUCUCUAAAACAAACAUGGCCGCUAAAUCUGAUGGUGCACCCGUCUCGUUGCGAAAUGACAUCCUGCCCGAGUGCCUGUCCGGUUCUGAUCAACGUUCGCUUCAGUGCCACCCUGCUAGGAAGCGCUACUCGCUCCUCGACUGCAGCUGGACGCUAUGUGCCCUUUUGGUCUUCUUUUCGGACGGGGCCUCAGACCUGUGGCUGGCCGCGGACUACUACCUCAGGCGGAACUACUGGUGGUUUGCAUUGACACUGGUCUUCGUGAUCGUUCCAUCUGUGGUGGUUCAGGUGUUGAGUUUUAGGUGGUUCGCCUAUGAUUAUUCGGAUACCAACGACAGUAGCACAGCCGCAGCUGCCGUGGUCGCAGCAUCGGACGCGAAGAGCCAUUUCAGCACCAAGGACAGCGAUCAAGGGGUUGCUGGCCGCGAUGCAGCGGUCGGGGCAUUGCCUACGACCGGCACUAUGGGAGGCGCCCGGGGCUGCUGCAGAGCCUUUAUGUGGCUCUUUCAAUGCUUCAUCCAUAUAUUUCAGCUAGCACAGGUCUGGAGGUAAGAUCACUCAUACACGGAUACUGUACUGGCUUGAACGUGUGUGUGAGACGGGGUUCUGCUUAGAUGGUGAUCAAAACAUUCCAAAAGCCCUACUAGUCUACUAUAUCUUGGUUUGUUUUAACAGCUCAAUUUUGAACAUUAUUGUUAAACACAUAUCCUAAUUUCAGCCUUUUCCCUACUAAACCAAACUCACCCAGAGAAGGCUACUCUAUUCACAAUGUCGAUAUGUCUUUUGUAUCGCUUUCUUUGACGUCUGGUAACGAAGGAAGGGAGUUGUAAGCUCCUCCCCCCUCACGAGCUUCUAGGUCAAUAAUCUCCCGGGGAAAAUCGUCUACUCAUCCACACCGUCUGCUUUAUGAACACACAAAUCCCCUUUGUCUAACUUCCAUCGUUUGAGUGUGAAAGUGUCGGGUCUUCUGUGAGAUGGGGAGUGUUAGGAUUUGAUAUCAGGGCAUGGAUUUCCUAUGUUAUGGAUUUUCUAUCUAUGCCAUACAUGCCAAAUAUGGAAAAUAGGCUAGAUAUGGUAGGAGGAUGUAACAAAUAUAUCUUAGUCUCAUUGCAUUUCACAGUGCAGAUAUAUGGCUCUGGAGGUCUCAGCCACAGAUACAGAAGUAGUAGUCUUCGGAAUCAGCCAUAGUCUGUGAUGAUUGGUUUUGACAGGCUCUAGCUGUGCCUUUGAACUGUAGUGAGAAGACUGGUAGGCUAAUUGUAUUUACAGCAGCCAGUGAUACAGACCUCAGAGGCAAAUCAUUCAUUCUCUAUGUCCUUUUAUCCCCCACCUCUCUCUCUCUUUCUCUCUCUCUCUCACUGUUCCCCUGGGACAGAAAGUAAGUUUACAUAGCUAGGCAACUGUAUGUCAAUUUACCUGUGAGGGAUUGGCCUUUAGGUCAAUUCACUGUCACUUGAAUGAGUCUGCCAGCACAUGAUCUACUGUAGAAACACUAUUUGAAUAGACAACCACGCCAUCAUUUCUUUCUUUGCAAAAUCUUUUUCACUGCAUCUGCAUCUUUAAACUGCAUCAUUGGGAAAUGUUUGUAAGCAAGCAUUUCACUAUAAAGUCUACCCCAGUUGUAUUCAGCGCAUGUGAUAAAUCAAAUUGGUUUAGUUUUGAUUGGAUUUUAGAUUACUCCAUGGGCAGGAUUUACAUAUUCUUUAUUUCCUCGUAUAGAUUGAGACACGGUACCGUCCAGUCUGAGGAGUCUAUUGAAAGUCUCUGAGGCAAAGUGGUAUUAGCUGUAAUUCCAUUAAAGCUGUUGUGUGUGCUCUGUUCCAUGCGGCUGGUCUCGGAAUGGCGUGUCUGCGCAUUAAAGAGGAUUACCAUUGUAUGUUUUACCCUCAGGUGUUGACUCAGGAAUUAACUGUCACUGAUACACAGACAGACAGGUGCACAGGGAUGGAGGCGAGUAAAGGCUAAUGAUGCUGUUCUGUGGUCAGCAAAGCAUGUUGUCAUUACAUUUCAAUCAGCUUGGAUGAUAUUAGAUGGGAGUGGCAUGGCAGAAUGCUUUUGGACCACUUUGAAUGAGAAUAAUCAUCAGUGGGCAACUAUAGCAUGCAUGUCUGUGUGUUCUGUGUGUGUAUAUGACAUCCCCAGGCAGAGGAAACCAGAACGAAAAGGGUUAUACUCACUCCCUCCUGGUUCACUAGGCUCAUUGAGAUACUAUAGGACAGGGCUCUGUUUUGUCCCAUCCUCCCUCUAGCCAUCACCGAGCCACAUUUAGUUCCGGUUCCACCAUCACAGAGAAACAUUUAUCUUUCACACAAUCAGUCGGAGGUAAUGACUCAUGACAAAAACAGUCACUACAUUUAGAGAGGUUGAAGUCAAAUGAGGAAGCCACAUUUUAUAUUGUCAAAGCGAUCACUUCUGUAGCCUAGAGAGGACAGGAUGAAGUGACCAGUCAGAUUCAUGCUCAGUGGCACUCUACCAAGAGACGACAAACUAUUACCAGUUAUUCUGUCUGGAUGGAGUGACAGCUCCCAGGCUGUCUGGAGUUUGAAGUUCAGUUGCUAGAAUGAGGCUGGACUGAGGCUGCACUGAGCCAUCUGUCUUGAGAUGGUGCUGGCAUGUGGCUAAAACAGAUUGAUAUGGAGUGUUUCUUGAUAGCUCUCACAAAUUUGGACAUGAUUCUAAUAUCAUACUCAUGCCCUUCCCUCUCUGUCCCUACCCCCCCCCCCACCUCCCUCUUCCCCUCUGAUGUUCCACAGGUAUGUCCAUGCCCUGUACUUGGGGGUGCAGAGUCGCUGGCGUGGGGACCAUGAGCGCCGUCACUUCUACUGGCGCAUGAUGUUUGAGAGCGCUGACAUCAGCAUGCUGCGCCUGCUGGAGUCCUUCCUAAAGAGCGCCCCCCAGCUGGUCCUGCAGCUCAGCAUCAUGGUCCAGGCCAGCCAGGUCCUCCCGCUGCAGGGUGAGUCACGGUCUGAACACAAAAACUGUCCUGAACCUUAAUAAUUACUAGUGGCAUCACCAUCUCAAACUCCCCCAUACAAUCCACAGUGAUGACCUAUCCUUGACAUUGACACGUCCUUUACCUUACUAAUCACUCACUAGUGACAUCACCAUCUCAAAUUACCCAGUAUCUUGACACAUUCUAUACCCAAACCCAUAUAUAUUGCUUAUGCCUAUACAGUGCCUUGCAAAAGUAUUCAUCCCCCUUGGCGUUUUUCCUAUUUUGUUGCAUUACAACCUGUAAAAAAAAUAACUUGUUUCAAAAAAUAAAUAAAAAUGGAAAAGUGGUGCGUGCAUAUGUAAAUAAGCCCCUAAAUAAGAUUUGGUGCAACCAAUUACCUUCAGAAGUCACAUAAUUAGUUAAAUAAAGUCCACCUGUGUGGAAUCUAAGUGUCACAUGAUCUCAGUAUAUAUACACCUGUUCUGAAAGGCUCCAGGGUCUGCAACACCACUAAGCAAGGGGCACCACCCAGCAAGCUGCACCAUGAAGACCAAGGAGCUUUCCAAACAGGUCAGGGACAAAGUUGUGGAGAAGUACAGAUCAGGGUUGGGUUAUAAAAAUAAUAUCUGAAACUUUGAACAUCCCACAGAGCACCAUUAAAUCCAUUAUUAAAAAAUUGAAAGAAUGUGGCACCACAACAAACCUGCCAAGAGAGGGCUGCCCACCAAAACUCACGGACCAGGCAAGGAGGGCAUUAAUCAGAGAGGCAACAAAGAGACCAAAGAUAACCCUGAAGGAGCUGCAAAGCUCCACAGCGGAGAUUGGAGUAUCUGUUGAUAGGACCACUUUAAGCCGUACACUCCACAGAGCUGGGCUUUACGGAAGAGUGGCCAGAAAAAAAGCCAUUGCUUAAAGAAAAAAUUAAGAAAACACGUUUGCCAAAUGGCAUGUGGGAGACUCCCCAAACAUAUGGAAGAAGGUACUCUGGUCAGAUGAGACAAAAAUUGAGCUUUUUGGCCAUCAAGGAAAAGGCUAUGUCUGGCGCAAACCCAACACCUCUUAUCACCCCGAGAACACCAUCCCCACAGUGAAGCAUGGUGGUGGCAGCAUCAUACUGUGGGGAUGUUUUUCAUCGGCAGGGACUGGGAAACUGGUCAGAAUUGAAGGAAUGAUGGAUGGCGCUAAAUAUAGGGAAAUUCUUGAGGGAAACCUGUUUCAGUCUUCCAGCAGGACAAUGACCCUAAGCAUACUGAUAAAGAAACAAUCAAGUGGUUUAAGGGGAAACAUUUCAAUGUUUUGGAAUGGCCUAGUCAAAGCCCAGACCUCAAUCCAAUUGAGAAUCUGUGGUAUGACUUAAAGAUUGCUGUACACAAGCGGAACCCAUCCAACUUGAAGGAGCUGGAGCAGUUUUGCCUUGAAGAAUGGGCAAAAAUCCCAGUGGCUAGAUGUGCCAAGCUUAUAGAGACAUACCCCAAGAGACUUGCAGCUGUAAUUGCUGCAAAAGGUGGCUUUGGGGGGGUGAAUAGUUAUGCACGCUCAAGUUUUCUUCUUUUUUUGUCUUAUUUCUUGUUUGUUUCACAAUAAAACAUAUUUUGUAUCUUCAAAGUGGUAGGCAUGUUGUGUAAAUCAAAUGAUACAAACCCCCCAAAAAUCCAUUUUAAUUCCAGGUUGUAAGGCAACAAAAUAGGAAAAAUGCCAAGGGGGGUGAAUACUUUCGCAAGCCACUGUACCUUAAUAAUCACUCACUAGUGACAUCACCCUCUGAAACUCCCCAACACGUGAAAUCCACACCAUUCUUCAUUUAAAAAUCCCUCCACAAAGAUGGGUAAACGCUGACACACAUUCUAGCAUACUGGUCUGUAUUGUAGGAAUGUUUCCCUGGCCUGAAGCAUUCCUUAGACUACAAUGGAGCCUUCUGCUUCACAUGACACUCAGCUCAGCAGCGAGUUCUUUUAAUCUCAUGACUGCCAGACCCUUUUACACUGCUAAACCUCUACUUUAAUUUUUCUGUCUCUCUCUCUUUCUGCCUGGCUCCUGUCUCUCCCUGCCUCUAUCUCUCUCUCCAGGCCUCUCAGCCUCUGCCUCUCUGAUGUCUCUGUCCUGGAUGAUCGCCUCCUACCAGAAGGUUCUGAGGGACUCCCGGGACGACAAGCUGCCCAUGUCCUACAAGGCCGUCAUUGUACAAAUCCUAUGGCACCUGUUUACCAUCGGAGCUCGUACAAUGGCCUUCGCUCUGUUUGCCUCUGUAUUCCAACUCUACUUUGGUAUCUUCAUCGUGGCCCAUUGGUGCAUCAUGACAUUCUGGAUAAUUCAAGGCGAAACAGACUUCUGCAUGUCCAAAUGGGAGGAGAUAAUCUAUAACAUGGUGGUCGGCAUUGUGUAUGUUUUCUGUUGGUUUAGCGUAAGAGAGGGGCGCACACGCUGCCGUAUGCUCAUCUACAGCGUGGUUGUAUUUAUUGAGAACGUGGCACUCACCACAUUCUGGUAUCUGUACCGUGGCCCACAGACCUCAGACUUUAAUGCCCUGCUCACAGUGUGCAUGGUGGUCAGUAGCUACGCUCUGGGCACCUUCUUUAUGUUCGUCUACUACUGCCUGCUGCACCCUGACGGUCCUAUCUCAGGGUGGGGAUGUGGGGUGCCGGAGGAGGUAACAGUGGAGUCCUGCCUUUCCCCAGCUUCCUCUCUCCCUCCAGAUGUAGUGGCCAGCCCCCCCAGGACCCUGCAGAGGACUAAAGGGGGAGACCGUGAGCAGAUGGGAGGGGCUAAUGCAGAUGUGUUUCUAGUACGAACACUUAAAAGAGGAGCCAAGGCCACUUUUCCACCCCUCGCCCCUAGUACAGAGGGGCCAGUCAUCCGUAUUGACUUGCCCAGGAAGAAGUACCCUGCCUGGGAUGCCCACUUCAUCGACCGCAGGCUGCGCAAAACCAUCCUGGUGCUCGAGGGUGCUGCUCCGGUCACACCAAGGAUCCAGUACCGCUGUCUGGGCUCACCCACAGAGGUGAUGGAGUAUGAGACCACGGUGUGAACCGCAGAGAGUGCUGUUACUCAACUGGCUUUCAGCCAGCCGGCAAGGCCCCACAGUGGCACACAGCUGACUAACUCUCUCUGAGGAUCAGUUCUGCUCUAUAGCCCCUCGGUGUUGUGAAGCAUCAAGGGUACACUGACAAGGAGAGGUGGAGUGUGUCCAAAUGUUUUCACAUUAAAGGUCUGGGACAGAAAGACACAAUGUCUGAUGUGGCCUAAGUAGGUGACUAGGUGAGGUGUGUAUUUUGGUGUCAGUAUAAUUUCUCAGGUUAGGGGGAUGGUACAGGGAGGAUUAUGGGGCAGGGGUCAGAGGUUAGGGAUCAGUGAACAUGCAGAGGGACACCGAAAGAGGAGCUGGGCUUCGUGGCUAGCUGUCAAUCAGAGGGAAACCAUCCUCAAUGAACGUGCUUCAAAAUAAUGUCCUCUCAAGCCAAGACAAAUACCAUCAGAGACAAUACCUAAACAUAUGAAUACCUAUGACAAUAUUUCUGUUAAUUUAUUAUGAUAAUACACCAUAACAGUAAAUAAGUCACAUGGGGUAUGCUUAAUACAUACCCAUCUAAUGGAGCUACUGGAACAGGACAUUUUAACCUGAAGAUGACAAAGGAAGAUCUUAUUGCUGUGUGUGAUUUGUCAUAGCUAUUUAUGCAUGUUUAAGUAAUCUCAAAGCCUUAAUAAAUUGUCGAAAAUCCAUAGGACAAUUUCUAAAGAGCAACAUAAAUUGAACAAAUGUAUCGAGAUGAAUGUUCAGUACACUAUGUUUUUAUACAGUUGGUGUGGUAUUACCACAACGUUCCUGUAGUACAACAAACAGGAAGUAGGCUGGAUACGGAAUAUGCAGGAUUGCUGUACCAUGGAUUACUAUAUUAUGUCUAACUUGUCUGGACUCUGGAUGCCGUGUAUAAAAUAGUUUAGAUAUCUGUCAAUCUUCAUGAGGAUGAUACAGUAUGUGUUUCGUGUGUAUCUAGGUUGUCAUUGCUCGAUAAAUAAGUGUUCUUUCUAACACAAAAAAUGGAGCGUAUCAACUUUAAAUCCAGAAGAAGACAGAACCAUUAUGUGGCUGAGAGGUUGAAACUGGGAGCAUUUUUAUGUGAGGAGCGUGUGUGCGCUUGUUCGUGCACGUGUAUGUUGUACAUUGGGGUUCAUAUGAUAUUGUGUCGUAGAAAGAUGAUGAGGCGUUAGUUCUUAAUGCUGUCCAGUUAACUCAAUUAUCCUGUUAGCACGCAGAUGAAAUCAGUAUCUCCACAUAGCCACAGAACUAUGAAGCCACGGCUCCAUGUUGGUGCUAACUGUUGAGUCUGUGUAUAA